Molecule: messenger RNA, 2402 nt
Organism: Malaclemys terrapin pileata
Lineage: Eukaryota; Metazoa; Chordata; Testudines; Emydidae
Gene: ALKBH1
Product: alkB homolog 1, histone H2A dioxygenase
Exons: 6
Coding region: 87-1217 (376 amino acids)
Biological process (GO): oxidative RNA demethylation
Cellular component (GO): cytoplasm; nucleus
Molecular function (GO): broad specificity oxidative DNA demethylase activity; ferrous iron binding; oxidative RNA demethylase activity
Source: RefSeq, a predicted model, not a curated record
CCUCUUCCCGCUCAGCCAAUCAGAUUCGAGCCGUCCGUCGGCUUUUGCUCCCGCGGGUCUGGGGGGGAGGGGAGGGAGAGGUUGUUAUGGCCAAGAUGGCGGCGGUGGCCGCGGCCCUGGCGCGGGAGGGUCGGGAAGACGCCUUCCGCCGCCUCUUUCGUUUCUACCGGCGGCGGGACCUGCGGGGCGGGCCUGACUUGCGGGGCGUAAUUGAUUUCUCCGCUGCGGGGGACCAGGUGGUCAGCUCUGACUUAAGCAUUUCUUCAGUCAGCGAUCAAGAUGCCUACAGAGCAGGACUGCGGCCAGUUAGCCAGUGGAAAGCCUAUGGCCUGGAUGGCUACCCAGGGUUUAUUUUCAUCUCAAACCCCUUUCUUCCGGGCUGCCAGCGGCAUUGGGUGAAGCAGUGUCUCAAGCUGUACCCCCAAAAACCCAAUGUGUGCAAUCUGGACAUGCACAUGGCUGCUGAGGAGACCAUUGAUCUGUGGGGGCAGAGCCAGGAGCACCUGAGGAGCAAAGGUUCCAGCAAACGGGAGCCCAGAAGUUUACUGGAGAAGCUGCGCUGGGUGACCUUAGGUUACCAUUAUAAUUGGGAUACCAAGAAGUACUCAGCAGAUCACUACACUCCUUUCCCUUCAGACCUUGCUUUUUUGUCAGAGCAAGUGGCUGCUGCGUGUGGGUUCCAGGGCUUCCAAGCUGAGGCAGGGAUCCUGAACUACUAUCACUUUGAUUCUUCGCUGGGAAUUCAUGUGGAUGAAUCUGAGCUGGACCAUUCUCAGCCUCUCUUAUCAUUCAGUUUUGGACAAUCCUCCAUAUUUUUGUUGGGGGGCCUGAAGCGUGAUGAAGCCCCGACAGCCAUGUUCAUGCACAGUGGGGACAUCAUGGUAAUGUCCGGGUUCAGCCGCCUGCUGUACCAUGCUGUCCCACGGGUCCUCCCCAACCCUGAGGGGACAGCUUUGCCUUUGUGCCUGGAGCAGGCAUUCCCCUCAGACUUUCCUGACUGCUCAGUCAUUGAGCACUGCUCUGAAGAGGACUGGCAGAUCUGUACCAAGUAUUUGCAGACUUCCCGCAUUAACAUGACCAUCAGACAGGUGCUGGCUGUAGGUCAGAGCUUUCCAGAUGAGUCCAGGAGAGAGAGAGAACGGGAUGCAACCUCUGAAAGCUGUUACCACCAGGAAGAUGGUGAAAUCAAGCGGCACAAACUGAAUACAGACAGCUGAGAUCUGGAGAACACUCUUGGGCCUUUGGCUUGGACUGGGCCGGUAACUCCCAGGUGGGGCAGAUGGUUCAGGUGACCACAUGGAGCCCCAUCCAGUUGUGGAGGGAAUAGGGGACUCCAGCAGAAUAGUUGUGAUCUUUAGUGGUAAGAUGGCGGUGGUGGGAACAAGAGGUGGGACUGAAGGGGAGGAAGGAUGCUCAUGUGGCCAAAGCAUAGGGCUGGGACUUGCUUCUGUUUCCAGCUUUGUCAUAAAAUUACUGUGUGACAUUGGGCAAAUAACUUCCUCUCUGGACCUUAGUUUCCCCAUCUGUAAAAUACCCCCAUCACAGGGAUUUUGAGGCUCAAUUCAUUAAAGCUUGCUAAAGCACUUUGAGAUUCUUGGAUAGGAGGUGCUAGCAAAGGGAAGGGUGUGGUUGUUCUUAUGUUAAAGUAAAUUAUUUGAUUUACAAAGCGCAGUUGAAGUGCACUGCUGAGCAAGCACAAGUUUGAAUGGCAACAUGUGUCUGAAUGAGCAUCUGCUUACAGCGCUUUUAAUAUGGGGCCAUAUCUGCAGCUCAUACUGACUCAGCUCUCAGAAGCCAGAGGCUACCCUAAACAUGCUCUGCAGAAGGCUUGCUGUAUUAGCUGGAGUCCUGCCCUCUGGCUGGCUGUUUACACCCCACAACCUGCAGCAGAGACUUCUCUCAUGAGUAGGACUGGGCUCUUUAAAUACCUCAGGUUUUAGAGCACAAUAAUUAGGGCCAGGCUUCCCUGGAAUACCUACUGAUUUCUGUUCAGGCCUCCUCCCCAUGCCCCUUGUGUGACUGAGCCCUAGACCCCAUUCUUCAGAAUCGAUCCCUCUAGUUGUCUGCAGAAUGUGGUCUCUGCAGUCCCUGCUUGGCUCCUUUAAGGAGCAGCAUGAGGAGAAUGGCUUACAAGCAGGAACAAUGAAGUUGUAAAUUAAGUACCCAAAAAAGAAAUUAAUCAGUGACUAUCGCUAUUGCCCAAAAGGUAAUUGUAUUUAAACAAAAUAAGGAAAACACUGGCUUCUGUGCCCAUCUUCUUUAGAACUCAGACCUUCCUAUCUGCUUUUUAAUGCAAUUUUAAUUGUUUGAGGGCAACGCUCUAUCCCAGGGGUAUUUUGUCAUGCUUUCCUCAUGAAUACACUUACUCUGUUUUUAAAUUAAAGAUUUCUAUCUCUCUUGGA